Molecule: messenger RNA, 1899 nt
Organism: Lepidothrix coronata (blue-crowned manakin)
Lineage: Eukaryota; Metazoa; Chordata; Aves; Passeriformes; Pipridae
Gene: MEIG1
Product: meiosis/spermiogenesis associated 1
Exons: 4
Coding region: 176-571 (131 amino acids)
Cellular component (GO): nucleus
Source: RefSeq, a predicted model, not a curated record
GUCGUGAGGGGGGACCCGCGUGAGGGGACCCGGGGCGGGGCUGGGGGGAGCUGCCCUGAGAGGCGCCGCUGCCAUCGCGCCUCGGCAGCCGCUCCGCCCCGCCUCGCCUGGGAGAAGAUCCCCUGGCUGGCGGUUCUCGAAGCGAGGAAAGCCUGUGGACAGGCACCCUGAAUUAAUGGUGACUCAGGAAGCAGCAGACCUAUCUGGAUGUCUUGAAGAAGCACAUUCAUUAGGUGAAUCCAGCAUAUCCUCUCAAGAAGUACAUAACAGUAGUAACAUGAAGAAGUCUGAAGUUCCUGGAGUCAUGGCUAAAGCUGACAUCAAACCAAAAUCUAUGCAUCGUGCCAAAACAUGGUCAGAUGAUGUAGAGAAUUUAUACAGAUUCCAGCAAGCUGGAUACAGAGAUGAGGUGGAAUAUAAACAAGUAAAACAAGUUGAUGUGGUAGAAUGUUGGCCAGAAACCGGAUUCAUUAAGAAACUUCAGAGAAGGGACAAUACAUUCUUCUAUUACAACAAGCAGAGAGAAUGUGAAGACAAAGAUGUCCAUAAAGUGAAAGUUUAUGUGUAUUAGUUUUGUUGUUGUUCUAGUUUGUUUGUUUUUAUAAAUCUGUCUGCUAAGACCUGCAAGUAAAUGAAUUGUGUAAUCUGACUUACCUUAAGUAUUGAUGCCAUGCUUACAUAGAAGGGGGAGUGCUGGAAAUAUAGAGAAGGCUGGAGCUAUAGACAUAGAAACUUCACUUUUUUUCCUCCUAUAACUGAAAGUCUUAUUAUUCCUCAUUUUCCUGGUUACAAAUGGUUGGACAUAAAGAUAAAAAGCUGGUAAAUGGGCAUCAUAUAUUUGGGUUAACUGUGUGUAACAUCCAUUAUAAGUAUAGGCACCAACCUUUACUCAAAACAAUAUGAUCUUAUUGACACUGGCUAAUGACAGCCACAGUCUCUUGGUGUAGCUAAGGGUUAUGAGACUCCAGGGGCUAAAGGGCUAAAGCAGGGCCAGAACACUGACUAAAAAGCAGUGCAAGAAUAACAAGCAAAGAAUUGAAUUGCAGGACACUGAACAAUCAAGUAGCAAGGGCCAGUGAUGAGCUGUAAAUUUAAAGACUGGUUAUUGUGAUAGAAACAGUCACAACAAAAACGUCUUUGAGCAAUAGGUAAGGUAUCCGCACAGUAUUUUAGUCAGGUGUGAGUAUUAAUUACUCAAGGAGGAAGUAUUAAUUGACUUGGUAUCAUAUGCCUUCUUGAGGUGGGGGGUGGAUUGUGGAUUUACAUGUGGUGAGAACAGGGAGUAUAAACCUUCUGGGAGGACAUGAAAUCCACACUAUGUAAUAUUUAAGGUUAGGUAAUUUCCACAGAUGAUAUGUGGAGUUUCUGGGCAGAAUUAAUCUCAUCUAACUUCAAAUGGUACAUUGUCAGCAUAAUUGACCAUUGACAGAUUAUUGUUGUGUAAACCAAUAGAUAUGUUCAUGGUAGUUACAGAAAAAAUGUUAUUAAUAUCUCCUGUCUCUAGACUGUCAACCAAGGGGUAACUAAGCUGAGUUUUAGGCAUAGAUUAGCAGUGUACAUUUUACUAUCUGUCUUAAGGAUAUUCUUCCUUCAUUUGAGCCUAAGAUGGAGGCCUCCCAAGAGGCCUAUGUGAAAUAGAGGACUUACAGCUCCUAAUCAAAAUAAGUAGUAUGGGUGCAAUAUUCAAAAGAUCCCACUGACAACGGCUGAUGAUGAUGUCUUCAUUUGCUGAGACUGAUUAGAAAAUUUCAGCUUUAAUUUGUAUAAACUCUGUUAGAGAAAUGACUGGAAGAUACUCAGAAGCAACUGUGAAAGUGUUAUAUUCCAAGAAGGUUUAAUGGCACAUAAAGAGAGAGUUACUGCAAUGGCAGAAAUAAAGCAUUGUGACUCUAAAUGUCA